UGAUAAAAACGUCACAGUAAUGCACAAGUAAUCCACAAUUGUGUCUUGUGAAUUGAAAAGCUGUGUGUUUAAUAAACGAAUCCAUCAAGACUAUUUAAAGUACUCCUCUAUCCAUAAUAUUGCUUUCUCCAGUGAAAAAAAGUUGUUUUGUCUGAAUCAGGAGAGAAGUCGAUACAAAGGUCAAGCACUGUUUAUGAGUUAAAACAGUCUAAAACAGUUCUAAACAAUGUUGGUGGAUUUUUGAUGUGAGAGGACAAGAGAGGAUGGACAAUUUUUAUUUAUUUUUUUUUACUGGAGGAAGUGUCAUGGAUUAUGGACUGGUAUUUUGUCCAGAAACGACACUUUGAAGUCAAAAAGCAUUAAUGAGCAAUUUCAUAAAAUCUGUUCCGUUGAUGAAACAAACUCGUCUACAUCUUGGAUGGCCUGAGGCCAAUCAGAGUGAAAGGAAAGCUUAAUUAGUGACAGAACCCUGCUCAAACAACUCGGAAAGGACCGAACUGUACGCCAAAGGAAUGCAGAGGAAAUGAGAGGAAGCUUUAUCGCUCAUUUGCAUCAGCGCUGCAUGAAUAGAGGUGGAGCAACGCAUGCAGCCCAGCACUAUAAAACCAUCAGAGCUGCGGCUUUAUUGGACCUCUGCUUCUGUAACUGGCUUCAUAUAUGCCUGGAACACAACUGACUAAGGGUGGCCCACAUCUCUGCAGAACUUCUACUUCACAGUAUCCCAGCGCUCAAAACACAAAGGAGCUGCAACCACUCAUGGCGAAUCCAGUCCGUGAAACUACAGAGCAGAAGAAACAGCAGCCGCAGGGACCUGAGAGGCCAAAUUCACCUCUGAAGUUUAAAGCAAAGCUCAUGCAAUGGGUCUCUUACAUUGCUGGAGACAUGCCCGCAUUCGGUGAAUGGAUGAAAGGGCAAUUUAUCCUUCUCCAGAUUCUGGACUGGGUGCUGCGGGGAGCUGCUCAGGUGAUGUUUGUGAACAACCCUCUCAGCGGACUGAUCAUCUUUGCUGGACUGAUCCUGCAGAACCGAUGGUGGGCACUCAAUGGUUUUGUUGGCACUCUGUUUGCUACAAUUUCUGCCCUCAUCCUUGGUCAGAACAGAGGUGCAAUUGCGAACGGCCUGUAUGGAUAUAACGGCAUCUUGGUUGGUCUCCUGAUGGCGGUUUUCUCGAAUGCAGGAGAUUGGUAUUGGUGGCUGCUGCUUCCCAACAUUUUCAUGUCAAUGGCAUGUCCCAUAGUGUCCAGUGCCUUGGCUUCCAUCAACAGUCGGUGGGGCCUGCCCGUUUUCACGCUGCCGUUUAACAUACUAGUGUGUCUCCACAUGGUGGCUACAGGCCACUACAAUCACCACUUCCCUCAGGUUCUCUUCCAGCCACGCACAUCCAUGCAUAACUUGACAUGGUCUGAGCUGGAUUAUCCUAAGCUCUUCCGCUCAAUCCCUGUGGGUAUUGGGCAGGUAUAUGGGUGUGACAAUGCUUGGACAGGAGGGAUAUUCAUGAUCGCCUUGUUCAUCUCCUCACCCAUAACAUCUGCACAUGCCACUAUUGGAUCAGCAGUUGGUAUGGUGUCAGGUCUUGCUCUUGCUGCGCCGUUCCAGAACAUCUACUUUGGCCUGUGGGGUUAUAACUGUGUUUUGGCCUGCAUUGCCAUUGGUGGGAUGUUCUACGCUCUCACAUGGCAGACACAUCUUCUGGCUGUGGCCUGUGCAUUCUUCUGUGCAUAUCUCGGCUCGGCCAUCGCAAAUGUGAUGUCUACUUUUGGACUACCAGCAUGCACCUGGCCCUUCUGUCUCUCUGCCCUCACUUUCCUUUUGAUCACCACUGAGAUAAAAAGCAUUUAUAAACUGCCUCUUGCUAAAGUCACCUACCCUGAGAAAAACCUGAUAUACUUCUGGAAGAUGAAGAAAGAGGAGAGGAUCGACAAACAAAGAAAAAAACAAGAGAAAGAUAUAGAAUCACAGCAGAGGAAAGAGGAAAUAUUGGCUGCAAUAGAAAUGAAAGAUCCUGAGCAUCUUGAUGUUUGCACUGUGGAUGUUCCGCAAGAGGAAACCACACAAAAUAGACCAGAUAGGAAUGCAGAGGCAAUUCAACCCAAUUUAACUCAAUUAUAAAUUUCCCUUAAAUGGUUCACAUGAUGUUUAUUUGCUGAAGGAAAAUGCCACACAAAAAGUAGCUUUUUUCAAAAAAAUAAAAAGUGCUAUAAAGUUAUCCCUAUUUA
Molecule: messenger RNA, 2216 nt
Organism: Onychostoma macrolepis
Lineage: Eukaryota; Metazoa; Chordata; Actinopteri; Cypriniformes; Cyprinidae
Gene: slc14a2
Product: solute carrier family 14 member 2
Exons: 11
Coding region: 658-2109 (483 amino acids)
Biological process (GO): urea transmembrane transport
Cellular component (GO): membrane
Molecular function (GO): urea transmembrane transporter activity
Source: RefSeq, a predicted model, not a curated record